CGCAGUCUCUGUAUUUCUGUUUCAUCCAUUUCUCGGGCUCCGUCUGAGAUCUUCCCCUGCCCGCCCCCCUUUCUCUACAUGGUGCUAAUGUGCCAGGUAUUGGGGUCAGACGCAUUUCCAGGCAUCUGGGUCCCCGCAGACCUAAGCCCAGGCUCUGACUCCUCUCUAGUCCCUAGGGAGAGGGUUGUUCCAUUCACUCGGCUUUCUCCGGAUCGGGCAAGGUCUAUAAGGUCGAGUCCCUAUCUGUCAUUUGAAAACCCUGUGGGCUGGGAGAGUGGGAACUCCGAGGGUCCUUUCAAGCCCCGUGCCUGACGAUUUCUGUGACCUCUUCUCCGAGGCAGUCCCCAGGUUUCCCAGAGUCUCUGGGUCUAGACUCCGGGUGACAUUAGCGCUUCCGCCCGGUCGAAGCAGCUCUAAGGCAACCGCGCCCUCAGCAAACACCCCCCUUCCACCGCCGCUGCCCCAGCAACACUUGGGGGCGGGCCUGGGGAUCACGUGUCGGAUCUCGGCCUCGCCCCCUCGCCCCCACCCCUCCCUUCCGUCGUCACUCGUGGGAGCGGAGUGGGGGGCGCUGCCUCCCAGUCUGCAAGUAUGAGUCCCAGAGCCGAUGGCGCUGGGGCCGGAGGGGAGGGCGGAGGCUCCUGACUCUACCCCCUGACCCUGCAGGCCCCUGACUGCCCCUACGUGAUCAGACCCUUGGUCCCCCUCUCCCCCCAUGCCCCACCGUCCUCACGAUGCUGAACGGUCCGCCUUGGCACCUGCUUCUACCGCUACUCUGGUCGUGGGGGCCGCUGCUCCGGAGGGCGGAGACAGGCUCUGUGGGGCAGACGGCGGGGGAGCUGUACCAGCGCUGGGAACGGUACCGUAGAGAGUGCCAGGAGACGCUGGAGGCCGUGGACCCCCCAGCAGGCCUCGCCUGUAACGGGUCCUUCGAUAUGUACGUCUGCUGGGACUACGCUGCACCCAACGCCACCGCCCGUGCGUCCUGCCCCUGGUACCUGCCCUGGCACAGCCACGUGGCUACAGGCUUUGUCCUCCGCCAUUGUGGCAGUGAUGGCCAAUGGGGACCUUGGAGGGACCAUUCUCAGUGUGAGGACCCAGAGAAGAAUGGAGCCUUUCAGGAUCAACGGCUGAUUUUGGAGCGGCUGCAGGUCAUGUACACCGUGGGCUACUCCGUGUCCCUGGCCACACUGCUGCUGGCCCUGCUCAUCUUGAGUUUCUUCAGGCGGUUGCGCUGCACUCGAAACUACAUCCACAUCAACCUGUUCACGUCUUUCAUGCUGCGGGCGGCGGCCAUCCUCACUCGAGACCGUUUGCUACCUCCUCCUGGCCCCUACCCUGGGGAUCAAGCCCCUGUCCUGUGGAAACCGGCCCUAGCUGCCUGCCGCACGGCCCAGAUCGUGACCCAGUACUGCGUGGGCGCCAACUACACGUGGCUGCUGGUGGAGGGGGUCUACCUACACAGUCUCCUGGUGCUUGUGGGAGGUCCCGAGGGGGGCCACUUCCGCUGCUACGUGUUCCUCGGCUGGGGGGCCCCCGCGCUUUUCGUCAUUCCCUGGGUGAUCGUCAGGUACCUGUACGAGAACACGCAGUGCUGGGAGCGGAACGAAGUCAAGGCCAUUUGGUGGAUCAUACGCACCCCUAUCCUCGUGACUAUCGCGAUUAAUUUUCUCAUCUUUAUUCGCAUCCUUGGCAUCCUCGUGUCCAAACUGAGGACGCGACAGAUGCGCUGCCCGGACUACCGGCUGAGGCUGGCUCGCUCCACGCUGACGCUGGUGCCCCUGCUGGGCGUCCACGAGGUGGUGUUUGCUCCCGUGACAGAGGAACAGGCCCGGGGUGCCCUGCGCUUCGCCAAGCUCGGCUUUGAGAUCUUCCUCAGCUCGUUCCAGGGCUUCCUCGUCGGCGUGGUCUACUGCUUUAUCAACAAGGAGGUGCAGGCGGAGAUCCGCCGCUGCUGGCAUCGCUGUCGCCUGCGCCACAGCCUCGGUGAGGAGCGGCGCCAGCCACCGGAGCGCGCCUCCAGGACCCCGCCGACCCCGCCGUCGGGCUCAGGCCCCCGCCCGGUCGCCACUGACCGGACCCCGUCCUUGGGGACCCUCCCAGGGCCUGGGAAUGAGGCCAGCCGGGGCUUGGAAAGUCACUGCUAGGCAGCGGUCCAUUCGAGUUAGCACGUAUUUAUUGAGCGCCUGCUGUGUACCAGGUCCAGUGUGCAGGGCACUGGGGAAAUUGGGGUGGGGGUGGGAGGGGGGAAACAGAAGAAAAGGUCCCUGUUGCAGCUCACCAAUGAGUGGGGGAAACAGCAAAGACAGAAAGAACAUCAAGUGACACAUUCAUUGUGGAAUGGCCCAUGAAGAAAAAUGAAAAGGGAGCCUAAGGUGAGCCAGGAGGAUCUCUGUCUCUGAGGUGACACUUAGGCCAUACCUGCAAGAGGUGAAGGAGACCACUUUGGGAAGAAAAUUCUAGGCAGAAGCAACAGCAUCUGCAAAGGCCUCGAGGCAGGAAAGAGCUUGGGGGACAGGUGGCCUGCGUGGCUGGAGUGAGAUGAGUCAGCGCCCAACCGAUGGGGAGAGAGAAGUGGGCAAGAUCUGGAGUUUUCUUCCAGGGGCAUUGAAGAUUCCUAGCAGGAGUGUCUCAUGGGCUAAUUUUUUUUUUUUUUUAAUGUUUGUUUUGAAAGAGUGAGAGAGAGAGAGAGAGAGAGAGAAAGAAUCCCAAGCAGGGUCCUCGCUAUCAGCGUUGAGCCCCACGCAGGGGAUCCCAAGAACCAUGAGAUCGUGACCUGAGCCGAAAUCAAGAGUCGGAUGCUUAACCGACUGAGCCACCCAGGCACCCCUGAUGGGCUAAUGUUUUAAGCAGAUCCUCUGUCCGCCAUGUGAGGGAACCGAUUAUUAGGGGCAGGAGUGGCCACUGCAGAGGGGGGUGAAGUGGUCAGACUCCGGCGCUAUUUUAAAGGCAGAACUGAGGACUUGGUAAUGUGUGGCACGCAGGACGUGCAGCCGGAAGUCCAGGAAGACUCCUAAGUUUUGGAUGGUGGAGAGGAAAGAGAUAGGGAGAUGGGGAGUUCAGGGUGGGGAGAAUCAAGAGUGCCUUUUGGUCACGUCAGGCUGGGAAAAAGGACCUGGGGCUCACAGGAGGGGAGAUAGAAAUACAAACGGGGGUAGAAUGCUGGGCCAGAAGGGACCUGGCCUGUAGGCUAAAUAUGGGCCAUUAAAGGCAGGCCUCGGAGCCGAACCCAGGACCACUGUCGGCUGGGGGUGCGGACGCACAUCCCCACCCUCCUGGGCGGCCCCUGGGAACUGGGAGAAUUAGGGGGAAGCCGACAGCCUGUGUCCGGACCACCUGUACCCACACUAGACUCUCACUCCUAAAUCCGCCCCUGGCUCACAUCUGCGCUUAGAUUCAGUUAGUAGCUGGGUGUUUGCCUUGGGGUCCGCAGCCCCCUGGACAGAUGUGCCCCGUUGCUGCCGGAGUCCUUCAAGCAUGUGGUCCCGCUGGGACCCCCUCGUGGGCGUUGGGGGGUGCUCUGAAGCAGGGACCUUGUAAAUAAAGCAUGAGAAAUGAGGCUGGCUGUGUGGCCGGGUAACUUCUGGAGGGUAGCACUGCUCUUCAGCCACGUGCUGCCACGAGAACACAGACGCUAUGCUGCCACCGUCCCCCAUGCCUAGGAGAAACUCCUACUGGGAAUGUUCUGUGAUCUCCCGAUACGCAACUCUCUGCCGUGUGUACAAUUAAAAUUGCGUGUGUGUGCCAAACA
Neofelis nebulosa (Clouded leopard) is the source of this 3751-nucleotide messenger RNA. RefSeq names its product gastric inhibitory polypeptide receptor (gene GIPR). The coding region runs from base 735 to 2147 and encodes 470 amino acids. Gene Ontology annotation, molecular function: peptide hormone binding; G protein-coupled peptide receptor activity; gastric inhibitory peptide receptor activity. Lineage: Eukaryota; Metazoa; Chordata; Mammalia; Carnivora; Felidae. Gene Ontology annotation, biological process: adenylate cyclase-modulating G protein-coupled receptor signaling pathway; cell surface receptor signaling pathway. Gene Ontology annotation, cellular component: plasma membrane. The transcript has 13 exons. The record is from RefSeq and is a predicted model, not a curated record.